CAAACAACAACAACAAAAACGCAGGCCGCUGAUGUAGUUUCCAUGAAAGAAAGCAUCAAUAAUGGAUCUUCCGAGGAACCUGAACCCAGAUAGUGCCGCUACGGUAUCCCGGAAACGCCUUAUACAUCGGUUUUGCCGGUUGUGCCUGCGCGAGUUUCCGUUUCUGCUACCAUUUAAAGCAACUCUGAAUGGUACAACCCUCGCCGGGAUGCUGGAGCGAUUGCUGGGGGGCUUCCAGGUGGCACAAACGCAUGAUCUCCCGGACCACAUUUGCUCCCGCUGUUUGGCGAAACUUGACUUUGCGUACCAUGUACAACUGGAACUGGUCCGGAACGAACACAGGCUGAAACACUUCCUCCAGAGUGGGCAGCUGGUGCAGCAACUCUUUGAUUUUCAAAAUAAUCAUUCGGCGGUGCGGCGGGAAAGCCACGCAGACAAACUACUCGCUUUGCACGGUACCACACUGCUCGGGGAAAAGGUGGUGGUAUCGGAGGGGAAAGAAGUGCCAGGCAUGCAGCUAGCAGAGUUGGAAGCGGCAAAACUUUACAAACCAGAGCCACCUUCCUGCACGACUCCAUGUGACCACGAGACCACCGAGACCACCGAGACCACCGAGACCACACCGCAUCCCUACUCACAACCCGCUGGUUCGCUGCAGCUACCGAAGCGGACACUACGCAACCGACAAACUCUACGGGAAGCAAUCAAGCGUGGCAGUACGGGCGGGAUGAAAACGAUGCCGAUCGAUAUGACAAAAUGCUACAUUUGUGAGACAACGACGGCGAGUGAAGCCGAUCUGCGGGAUCACAUCGCAUCCCACGUCGAUUUGCUACCUCACAGCUGCCCGGGGUGCAGUAAAGAGACAGAAGAGGUAAAGCCGAUUACCUCGUUGGUGACCCUGCUUCGUCAUUACCGGAUGCACUCGUAUCCCCUCAAAUGCCCCAACUGUCCGCAGCGCUUUUUGCGAUACGGUAGUGUGUACGCACACGUCCGCUAUCGGCACGAGCUGUUUGAUAAUCCGGAAGGAUACACCUGCGAAGUGUGUGGACUGACGAUCAAGUAUCGGCCCACGUUUAUGUACCACAUGCGGAACCAUUACCACGAACAGAUGGGCACGUUUCGGUGCAGCUUUUGCGAUCGACCCUUCGGAACUAAGGCGCGUCUCGAGCGCCACGAGAGAUCGCAUACGGGCGAGCGACCGUUCGCUUGUCGCUUGUGUCCGAAAACGUUCGCACAUCCGGGCCAGCUGACGGUGCACCGGUCACGGCACAUAAACGAACGUGGCCACCGGUGCAUUGAGUGUGGCAAAGCCUUUUACACUCGAACGUUGCUUAAACAACACCAGCUAUCGCACGAUCGGGAAGCGGGAAAAUCGCAGGAUGCGGAAAAGCGUUCGGCGCGGUCCGAGCCGCGUCCCUGCACGUAUCCUGGUUGUCAGCAUGUGGGUGCCACUUAUCAGGCUUACUACUUACACCGAUUGCGACACAUCAUGGCACACGAAUGCGAGGAAUGUGGCCGUCGGUUUGCACGGCUGAGUGAGUUACAGCGCCAUCAGAGGAUCUAUCACAGCGCCGAACAUCCGUAUCGGUGCGACCAGUGUGAUAAGGUAUUCCUGAGCAGACAAACCUACCGGGAACACAUGGACGCACACGCGAACAUUCGGCGCUACGCGUGCGAAAUGUGCGACAAGAAAUUCGUGAGACGCCGGAAUCUGUUAAACCACCAGAAGGCACACACGAACCAGCGGCCUUUCAAGUGUGAGCUGUGUGAAAGCGCCUUCAAGUACAAAAGCGAUUAUAAUCGGCAUCAAAGGGACAGGCAUCGGGUGGAGCCACCCGCGGUGGAUGAGGAAGAACGGGAAGAGGAACCGCGAGACGGCGGAUCAGCCAGCGUUAGCAACAUCGUCCUCAUAGCGGACCAUUCGAUGGAUAAAGGGGAAAUUCUGCGGAAGGCGCUCGAGCAGCAAAUAUUAGUGGAAGAUGAUCUGCAAGGUCAGGUAUCGUACAUUGGAGAGGACGUUACAAAGUACGAAGAGAUUGAAACUGUUGAGGAGUCGAUCGUGUUUGAACAACCGGUGGGGUCGCUGGAAAUUGAGGACGAGCCAAAGCGGGAGUACAUCAUUGAAUACAUUCAGCAGAACUUUCUGAACCGUGAAUCGCCGGUUCAAAAAAUGGUUUUGAUAAAGCAGGAAAACGUUGAGAAAAGUGUAAGGACGGGCGCAGAGGCAGUGCGUGCCACCAGCGUCGACGAUUUCUGCCGAAUUUGCUUGUUGAAGCGAUCCAAGCUGAUAUCGCUGAUGGAGCGAGUCGAUGGCGUGAUGAUACCGGAGAUGCUGUACAAGCUGUGCGGAACGCAGAUCGAAGUGAUCGAUCGGUAUCCCCGUCGGAUCUGUGAACCCUGUCUGGACGCGCUAGAUACGGCCUUUAGCUUCUUGAGUCAGUUCCGGCAGCAGGACGAACGGCUGCGCAGUUUCUACUGGAACGGACCGUUGGUGGCCCAGUUGGAAACCUACCAACUCGAAGGCGAGCGCGAUUACGCCAAACGUCUGCAAGAGCUACAGUCCCGAAGCAGUAGUAACAAUGCAGAAGUGGAAAGUGCAUCGAAUGCAAAGGAAUACUCUUCAAAGGCGACCGAAACGGAGCCGGUUGUACCGGUGGAAACGGCCGAUAUGGCCACCAACACCGAGGAUCGUGUAAAUGUAGGACUACUGGAACUCCCGAAACAAGAGCAAGAUGAAGAGCAGAGUGCAUGGGAAGUGAGCGAAGGAGUUGAAUAUGACGAGGUCGAUAUUGAAGAGGAUUCCAAUCAAGAGGUGAUCGACGAAUCGGUAACAGCCGAACGAGCCGAUUCAAGCGACGCCUUGGUUUCUAUGGAGAUCGAUUUUUUAUCCAACUUAAACGGUCAGCGUGACGACGGGAAGGAAAACAAGCGGCAACUUCGAUCCAUGAUCAGGCAUCAACGAGUUGUUGUGGAAGACGAUCCGAGGGGAAUCGCUUAUGAGGUGGAAAUGCUCAGCGAUUCGGAGAGCCUGCACACUAUCGAGGCCGAGCUGGAUCAAAAUGUGGACGACGAAACCGUAGACCAGCUAGUACCGUGCCAUAUUUGCGAGUUCAUGGCACCAGACGAUGAUGAUCUGCAGGAGCACCUGGCAGUGCAUGCCGAUCUGUUACCCUACACAUGCCAACGGUGCGUAAAGGCAGGCAGCAAUUUGGAACCGUUGACCAUAUUGGAGGAUCUGCGAGAUCAUCUGCAUUGGCACAGCCUGGGCUACGACUGCAAGGACUGUGGGAAACGGUUUACCUCCGAGAAGAAAUACGCGAAGCAUCGCGACACGCACCAUAGCGGCGAUCUGGUUUGUGAGGAGUGUGGAAAACAGUUUCGAAUCCGGAAAAGCUGGAGGAAUCACAUGCAGCGCCAUGCGGCAGUACGGCGCCAGAAGUACAAGUGCGAACAGUGCCAGAAAACGUUCUCCAGUCGGCACCGAUUGGUGCGCCAUUUGCGUAUCCAUUCGGGGGAAAAGCCGUACGCCUGUUCCCACUGCGAUCGGCGAUUUAUUGACCAUCAUCGACGGCAACGACAUUUCGAUAGAGCUCACGGAUCGGGAGAAAUCGGAUGCUUCCAGUGUGAAUGUUGUGGCAACAGCUUUAAAACAUCUCGGCAACUAGAGCGGCAUAGUGUCACCGAGCACAUGAGCCUGGAGGAGCAGCAGGAGUACCGUGAGCUGCGCAAACAACGGUACGAGAAUCAGGUGGGCCAAUUCCCAGAGGACCAUUGUCCGUUCCCUGGCUGUGACUACAAGGCUAGAACUUAUGGUGCAUUGUACGUGCACAAGCGCGCGAAGCACAUCAUACUGCACCAGUGUGAGGUGUGUGGCAAAAAUUUCCCCUUCAAGAACCAGCUAAACAUACAUAUGACUCUCCACACGGGCGAGAAACCGUACGAGUGCGAAGAGUGUGGUCGCACCUUCCGGCGUCUUUUUAGCUAUCGGGAGCAUGUAGAGCAGCAUCGGUCCGAUAAAACCUACCCAUGCACCGUGUGCGGUAAAACCUUCCGGAGACCACGCUAUCUGCAGGCACACAUUCUGACGCAUUCCUCCGAGAAACCGUUCACCUGCGUCCAAUGUCCCAAUCGGUACAAGACACGGGGCGAGCUGAAGAAACACUGCCGAGCGAAACAUCAGGACGAGCUGAUUCCAUUGCAAGGCGUCGAAAUGCGGGAGGAAAUAGUCGAAGAAGAGUACGUCGAUGGAUUUGAAUAGCGAAACACGACCUUACCAAAGCAAAGUGCAACACCGGUGGUACCGGCGUAGGAUUGAUGUUUAAUUACUAUCUUAUAUUAUCUGGCUUGAUGUGCUGGUCUUACACGUUAUAUUAUCUGGCUUGAUAUCAAUG
This is a messenger RNA of Anopheles aquasalis, 4391 nucleotides long. RefSeq names its product zinc finger protein 62 homolog. The record is from RefSeq and is a predicted model, not a curated record. Lineage: Eukaryota; Metazoa; Arthropoda; Insecta; Diptera; Culicidae. Gene Ontology annotation, cellular component: nucleus. Gene Ontology annotation, molecular function: zinc ion binding.